AUGGCUGACGAUCUUCCGUCUAUAUCAAGUAUUGAAUUUUCUGAAAUCAGUUCAUUCACAACCGACCAACCUCAAAAUGGUCUUAACAGGGUAGAUGUAAGCGCGAUGAUCGACGCGCGUCUUGAAUCAAUGAAGAUCACAUACGAAAUGAAGCAUGAAAUUGAUAAGCUCGCAAAAAGAUUCAUAGCAAUUGAGGAUGAAAAUACAAGUUUGAAGAAAAUAGUUGAGGAGCAACAAGUUAAGAUCAACGAGAUGUCAGAUCAGUUUGAUGAAUUAAAAACUCUUAAACUGGAAAAAACGGAACGAUUUGGAGUUGCAAGAUUCAACUAUAAAGCGGCAAACGAUGACGAGCUUAGUUUUGAGCCCUUCCAGUUCUUUUAUGAUCUAAAACCCCUGGAAGACGGAUGGUGCAAUGCGAAAAUGAGAGAUCAUAAAACAGGCGAGGAAAAAAAAGGUGCAAUCCCAGAAAAUUUCCUUGAUAUUCUCUACAAAAAACGAGAAGAACCGAAUAAAUGA
Molecule: messenger RNA, 516 nt
Organism: Oikopleura dioica
Lineage: Eukaryota; Metazoa; Chordata; Appendicularia; Copelata; Oikopleuridae
Source: the annotation of a GenBank genome assembly